GUCAGCCUUACAGGCCUGUGUCUACAGCGACAAUCCGACAUCAACUGUUCCAGAUUAUCAAGGAUAGAGCAAAGUUUAGGGUUGGAAUUGAUUCUGGGAACACUCAGAUUACACAAAAAAGUUUAACUGAAGGGUGAUGACCAUUGUCUCUAUGUGGGAAACCGUAAAUGAAUGGGAGUAGUGUGAAUUUGAGUGGUUAAAAAACUUAUCAGAUCCGUCCAACACCGUCAUCAUCGUCGUCGUUCAGUGACCAGACAAAACCCUAGUUCACAGAUCCGCGUUUUCAUCGCCGAUUAUCAGAGCUCUGUCGAUUCCAGUCAUUCUUCUUCAUCUGAGCUAUGGAUAAGGACAAGUCUCCUGCGCAUGGUGGAGGUUUACCACCACCAUCAGGCAGGUACUCGAGUCUUUUGCCGACUUACAAUGUGAAGACUGAACCCUCUUCAUCAUCAUCAUUUCCACCACUGGCCUCUGGUGCUACUGCAGAGCCAGGUCAUUUUGGUCACGGAAUGUCCACUGAAUCUAAUCACUUUAGUCAUGAUAUUAGCCGAAUGCCAGAUUACCCACCAAGGAAAUUGGGUCAUAGACGUGCCCAUUCGGAAAUUGUGACCCUUCCAGAUGAUAUUAGCUUUGAUAGUGACCUCGGUGUUGUGGGUGGUGCCGAUGGUCCUUCAUUUUCAGAUGAGACAGAGGAAGACUUGUUGUCUAUGUACCUUGAUAUGGACAAAUUCAAUUCUUCAUCUGCUACAUCGGCCUUUCAAGUGGGUGAACCAUCAGCUUCUGCUGCACCAGCUGCUCCAGCAACAAGAGUGCUCACUAGCUCUACAGAGAAUAUUAGCAUGGGUACUUAUGAGAGACCCAGAGUUAGGCACCAACAUAGCCAAUCAAUGGAUGGAUCAACAACCAUCAAAACAGAGAUGCUGGUGUCGAGCUCAGAAGAGAUGUCUGCAGCUGAUUCCAAGAAAGCCAUGUCAGCUACCAAGCUUUCGGAACUUGCCUUAGUUGAUCCAAAACGUGCAAAGAGGAUCUGGGCAAAUAGGCAGUCAGCUGCAAGGUCAAAGGAAAGGAAGAUGCGGUACAUUGCAGAGCUUGAACAGAAAGUUCAGACCUUGCAAACAGAAGCAACAUCGUUGUCUGCUCAGUUGACUCUCUUGCAGAGAGACACAAAUGGUCUGACUGCUGAAAACAGUGAACUGAAACUGCGCUUGCAAACGAUGGAGCAACAGGUUCACUUGCAAGAUGCACUUAAUGAUGCACUCAAAGAGGAAAUUCAGCACCUGAAAGUUCUGACUGGCCAAGCUAUGCCAAAUGGUGGACCUAUGAUGAACUUCGCUUCUUUUGGUGCUGGUCCUAGUGCUGGCCAGCAGUUUUAUCCAAACAAUCAAGCCAUGCACACUCUUCUAACUGCACAGCAAUUUCAACAGCUCCAGAUACAUUCUCAGAAGCAGCAGCAUCAGUUUCAGCAGCAUCAACUGCAUCAACUUCAGCAACAACACAUGCAGCAGCAGCAGCAACAACAACCACAACCAUCUCCACAACAGCAGCAGCAGCAGCAGCAGCAACAACAACAACAAAGUGAGGACUUGAAAACAGGAGCAACCAUGCAGUCUCCAAGUUUAAAUGAUAAUGCUUCAGAGGUCAACCAAACAGUAGCAAAGGAUUGUUAAGAGAAAUUCUCCAGUUGGUCAGAAGUAUUGGGGGUACGUAGGCAGAUCAGGACAAGAGCUUUUCUAAUAAGCAAGCCAAGCUGCUGAAAUCGCAGAAAUGCACACCUGAAUUGGAACAUUUGGGUUGUUAACAAGCAAUGCUACUCUUCUUAUCAAAAUUGGAUUGAUAUAAGAGGAUGCUGGAUAUACAAAUAGAGUUGGCUGAAGUUUAAAAUCACUGAAGGAAAUUCUGUACAUAAUGUUAUUAUGCCCCUGAAGUUUAUUACUUUUCAAACGCAGUCGUUAAAGUGAAUUUAGAUAUAUAUGGGAAGACCAGCAGAGGAUUGGUUACUGAUGAUAUGAAGGUGUGAAUGAGAAGAUAGAGUCGGUAAUCUAGAAGUGAAGGAGAAUACUUGACCAAUGAAUAUUCCUUUCUUAUUUUGGUUUUUUUCUUUUCUAUUUUAUUUUGAAUUAGUUUGCCCAUUUGGAUCCUUUUCGUUAUGAAACUGUGAACUUCAUUCGAUUUCUGUCAGUUAAUUCAGUUAGAAAGAAAGCAAUGAUAAAUGUUAUAAAACUUGAAUGCAGUUAAACUAGCAGCGCGGGGCUCUGUAACUAGUUCCAUUAAUAUAAUGCUGACAUGAUUUGGUA
This is a messenger RNA of Rosa rugosa (rugosa rose), 2291 nucleotides long. Its product is annotated as probable transcription factor PosF21. Gene Ontology annotation, cellular component: nucleus. Gene Ontology annotation, molecular function: DNA-binding transcription factor activity. Lineage: Eukaryota; Viridiplantae; Streptophyta; Magnoliopsida; Rosales; Rosaceae. The coding region runs from base 339 to 1664 and encodes 441 amino acids. The transcript is spliced from 9 exons. The record is from RefSeq and is a predicted model, not a curated record. Gene Ontology annotation, biological process: regulation of DNA-templated transcription.